UUCACUCAUAAGAUGAUUAAGAUUCAAAACCAGGCCUAACAUGCAAAGCAUACCCAACCUUGAUUUAUAGACCUUUCUUUUCUCCCUGCCCUUCUCCUUCAAAUACACACCAGACCAACCAUGGAUUAACCCAAUCAAUAUUUCUCAAGCACUAAGGUUUCAGAACAGAUCUGCUCUCAAACUAUGGACGCUUUGCUCAAGCAAAUGAGGACCAAAUAUUCUGGCCCACGAAGGGAGAAGACACAGGAGGCUGGCAGCCUCACGGAUCGAAGAAUACCACCUCAAAAGACUCAAAGUUUCAAAGAGAAGAAAAACUGGCUCCAGAGACAGUUCUCUGGACGAAAGAGUCAGGAUUAUGAUUCAAGCAAUGGGGUUGACCCGUAUGCAGCCACAGUGGCGGCUGCUGCAUUUGCCAUCAACGCACUGGACGAGCCAGGAACCCCUUUGACUACAAUCAAGAGCAAAAAGGAGGGUAAAGCAAUUUUGAUAGAAGAAGAUGGAAGGGCAUCCAAGCGACUACCAGGUGAAACUUCAAUGAAAUAUUCUGAAAGAGAAGAUAGAAAGGUGCCUGCAACUGCUGCAAUGACUGGAAAGCCCAUAGGGCGUGUCCCUUCAAUGAAAAAGACUCCAACUUUUGCUGACCACCUGAAAAGCACCGACAGUAUAAGACCUGAAGCUGAUGUCCCUGCCACAUUAAAACCAGUCGAAAUUCAAAGGCAGAGUUCAACAAGAACCGGAAUCCCACCAAGUGGUUCCAGGCGGCAGAGCUCAAUGAGAUCUGCAACGCAAGAAACAGAAGCAGAUGCUUGGGAGGAAGCUGAGUUGGCUAAAAUCAAAGACAGGCAUGAGAAGUUAAUUUCCACCUUAAAUUCCUGGGAGGAAAAGAAGAGGAACAAAGCCAGUCGCAAACUAAAGAGGACAGAGAGUGAACUGGAGAGAAGAAGGAAAAAAGCCAUGGACGAAUUCCGCAGGGAUAUGGAAUACAUUGAGCAGAUUGCAGUUGGAGCAAGAGAGAAGGCAAAGGAUAAUCGAAGAGUUGAAGAGUUGAAGGUGAAGGAAAAGUCAACCAUCAUUAGAACAACGGGGAGAGUUCCUAAGACAUGUUUCUGCUGCUGACUGUGAUCUGUUUAUCUGGUUUUACAUUUUAAGUUCUUUAACAUGUAAAUAUUAAUUUCACAGUUUCUUGUCUAACUCAAAGCGCCAACUCAUGGGAAACUAUUUGUAUGAUUUGCCAAUAUUCUAUAUCAAAGAGAAGUCACCAAUAAAAAGUUCCAAGUAA
Molecule: messenger RNA, 1279 nt
Organism: Corylus avellana
Lineage: Eukaryota; Viridiplantae; Streptophyta; Magnoliopsida; Fagales; Betulaceae
Source: RefSeq, a predicted model, not a curated record